AUGGAUAAUAAUAGUGAUAAUAAUAAUAAUAGCAGUAAUAACAACAAUAAUAAUAAUAAUAAUAAAAAUGAAGGAUCAAAAUUUCCAAAACAUAUAUUUUUACCAACAUUUUUAAAUAAAGAUAUGCCAAUUGGAACCUUUUUUGUAACUGCUGGUGUAUUAUCAAUGGUUGGAUUUGCAACAGGUUUAUUAAUUGGUUUUAGAAAGACAGGUGGAAUCAAACAAACUCUUAGAUCAGCACCACCAGGUGUAGUUAUGGCAGCAAGUAAAGCUUUACUCGGUGGUACAGCAAUUUGUGCAGGUUUUACAACUGGUUUAGUUUUCUUUUUAAAACAUCAAUAUAACAUUAAAACAGUAAAAGACUUUGGUGACAUGAUGAGAGGAAAACCAUCAACACCAGAAUUAACCUUAAUUGACGAAAAAACCUAUUUACAACAACAACAACAACAACAAGAAUCAAAUAAUAAUACAGAUUUGGGCGAAGUCGAUAAAGAAACUUUAGAAGCAUUAAGAGCAUUAAAAUAUAUACCAUUCGAUUUCACCAAUCAAGACGACAAAAACAAUAAUACUAACGAUAUUACUCAAAACCAUGAUAUUGUAGAUAUAGGUAUUAACGAUAACAACUCUGACAAAAAAUAA
Dictyostelium purpureum is the source of this 639-nucleotide messenger RNA. RefSeq lists its product as uncharacterized. NCBI's taxonomy places the organism in Eukaryota, Evosea, Eumycetozoa, Dictyosteliales, Dictyosteliaceae. The coding region runs from base 1 to 639 and encodes 212 amino acids. The record is from RefSeq and is a predicted model, not a curated record. The transcript has a single exon.